AUGGAGCAAAACCAUGUAACUAUUUUUCAUGAACAUCGAGUGGUUGGCUUGAUUGUCUUCUCGAUAUCUAUCAUCGGGUCCAUCGGCAACACCUUAGUGGCCACUUCCUUUCGACGUCUUCCGUCAAUGCAGAACUCCUUUGGACGAAUGGUCGCAAGUCAGUCAACAGGCGAGGCUGUGCUGUGCUAUAUUUUCGCUUUUUAUUACUCACCUAUGCAAUAUCGAAUCUAUGAGAGUUGUUUCCAAGUAUUUUGGUUUCAUACUCUUAAUCUGUUACGAUAUCUGUAUAUUUUCGCAUUUAUUUAUUGCAUUGAACAGAAUGUGCGCUAUUUGUAUGCCAUUACGCUACGGCUCAUAUUUCAACCCAUUUUUCACGAAAUUAUCAAUUGUUAUAUCAUGGGGAAUGGCAAUUAUUAUCGCAAUUGUAUUGUACAUAUAUCUCACCUUAUUUUCCUUAAACGACAUUACCAGCCCAAUUCACAUAGGGAACAGGUAGCAAUCAAGCGUGGAAAUGUAUCACUCUAUGGCCGUGCCAAUGUUACCGGAAGAAAACUGCAGAAGGACUGUAUUCAUGCUGAACUGGAGUGCAAAUUUAUAGCUAUGUACAUAGACUUGUUCAAGGACGUAUGCAUUGUGGUCAUUAUUGCUGUUGUGGAUAUAAUAACUAUAUUUAAAGUGCAUCUACUUAAUGUUCAUAUGCGGAAAACUGGCACAAUAGAUGGUGCGCAACGGCGGAACAAGGAAAUUAAUUUUUUGAAGCAGGUGAAGAAGCAGUGA
Molecule: messenger RNA, 777 nt
Organism: Strongylus vulgaris
Lineage: Eukaryota; Metazoa; Nematoda; Chromadorea; Rhabditida; Strongylidae
Source: the annotation of a GenBank genome assembly